AUGACGGAACGCCCGUUCGUUGACCGCCUCCCUUUCUCUCUCUGUCGCUUCCUUGUCUCGCUGCCUCGUCCGCCCGCCGCCUCGACGCCCGCCCGUCCGUUGAUCCGCCCGCCCUCCCAUCCACACUUCCGUCGUCGGCCGAGCCGGUGGCUAAAAUUGGAAAAAUUCACAACGGUCAAAGAGUACUGUAAAAGAAGAGACCUUUUCUUGCGCAUGGAUGCCGGAUCUGGGGAACCUGGCAUGUCACCGCCCAGAUUGGGUUUGACCAGAGGGAGCGGGCUGCGCCCUCGAGUUGAAUUGACAUUUUUAACAUGA
Molecule: messenger RNA, 315 nt
Organism: Purpureocillium lilacinum
Lineage: Eukaryota; Fungi; Ascomycota; Sordariomycetes; Hypocreales; Ophiocordycipitaceae
Source: RefSeq, a predicted model, not a curated record